GCAGGCUAACUUAGCAUCCAAGUUUGUUUUAAUACAAAAGAGUAUUUGCUGAAAAGUUAUGGAGUAAUUAGGUAGUUAUAUAUAUUGAAGUCAUAAAAAUGUGAUCGCUUUGUGUUUUUUACCAUUCUUCUUCCUUAGGGGUGCACUGUGUUUUCUCUUAGUGCAAUUAUUUUCAAUCCUAGUCCCCAUCUGAGAUCUGCGUCGUCUGAUCUAUACAAUUUUCCCAAUUUCCUUGUAACUCCACACUUCCUACUUCCCUUCUCACAAUUCAUCAUUUUCUUGUAAUUCAAUUUUACCAAAAUGUCAUCAACAUCUUUGUACCAAAGACCUCUUCACAAUCCUCUCACUGACCCAAACCCAUUAUCCCCACCAUCUUCUCUAACUUCCCCAAAACCCACUUCAUUCCUUCAAAGUCGCACUACCCUUUUCCUCCUCCUUUCUCUUUUGGUUAUUCUCGGUGUUUUUUACCCAUAUAUUCAGUUUCCUCAGAAUGGGUUACUUUCCUACACCUCAAAAACCUACAGCCCUUUUGAAUCCAAGUGGCGUGACUAUUCCUUGUCUAAAGCCGCUGCCUUUGUGGCUAAAAAUAAUACACUUAUAGUCUGUAUUGUUAGUGAAGCUUAUUUGCCGUUCUUGAAUAACUGGUUGAUUAGUAUCGUGAGACAAAAACAUCAUGAGAAAGUGCUUGUUAUUGCUGAGGAUUAUCCUACUUUGUUUAAGGUUAAUGAAAGGUGGCCUGGUCAUGCUGUGAUUAUUCCUCCUGUUUUGGAGUCCCAAGCUGCUCAUAAGUUUGGAUCUCAGGGAUUCUUCAAUUUUACGUCCAGAAGGCCUCGACAUCUUUUGCAAAUUUUGGAGCUUGGUUAUAACGUCAUGUACAACGAUGUUGAUAUGGUUUGGUUAGCGGAUCCAUUUCCAUAUUUGGAAGGAAAGCAUGAUAUUUACUUCAUGGAUGACAUGGCUGUGGUAAAACCUCUGAAUCACUCUCAUGGUUUGCCACCUCCAGGGAAGAAGGGUCGGCCUUACAUCUGCAGCUGCAUGAUCUAUGCUCGACCCACCAAUGGGGCAAAACUAAUUAUGAAAAAGUGGAUCGAGGAAAUGCAGAUCCAGCCAUGGACCAGAGCAAAGAAAUCCAAUGACCAGCCUGCUUUCAACUGGGCAUUGAACAAAACUGUUGCACAGGUUGACAUGUAUUUGCUUCCGCAGUCUGCAUUCCCAACGGGUGGUCUAUACUUUAGAAACAAGACUUGGGUGAAGGAAACCAAGGGAAUGCAUGUUCUUCUUCAUAAUAACUAUAUCGUUGGUUUUGAAAAGAAGACAAAACGUUUUCGUGAUUAUGGUCUCUGGUUGGUGGACGAGUAUAGCUCUGAAUCCCCGCUUGGCAGAUUAGACUAGAUAGGAAGAGAGCAAAAAGAACUCAUGAUGUCCUUAUGGCAACCAAACGAAGCAGUGAUUCAAAUAGCAGCAGGUCAAUGUUCUCGCUUCCUCUAAAGACGUCGGAAGUUUUAGCAGCUGGUGCACAUGCCCUAGCUAUGUCUCAAUCAUUGAGUUGAGUUGAUAUUCUGGGUUGGUUAGCGAACGAUGGGGUGUUCCUUCCUAAGUGCAUAGAUUUUUUGUAAUUCCACCCUAGAUUUAUCGAGAACACUGCUAUUGCUUAUCUAAUGUUUUGCUUUGUUCUCUAUGUAAAAUGAGUCUGCAUUAGGGACUCCAAAAAUUGCUCUACUCUUCCUUUUUUUAUACUCCAAUAUUGCUGUAUCUAUUCAGUGUACAAGCAAGACUCAGUAACUUUGUGAAAUACUGAAUGAAAUGUUUGGUAAUAUUGCUCCA
Molecule: messenger RNA, 1824 nt
Organism: Capsicum annuum
Lineage: Eukaryota; Viridiplantae; Streptophyta; Magnoliopsida; Solanales; Solanaceae
Product: UDP-D-xylose:L-fucose alpha-1,3-D-xylosyltransferase MGP4
Exons: 4
Coding region: 301-1392 (363 amino acids)
Cellular component (GO): Golgi apparatus
Molecular function (GO): glycosyltransferase activity
Source: RefSeq, a predicted model, not a curated record